AUGGAUGAGCAACGACGUCCAAUUAUUGUCAAUUCGUUAUUGUGUUUCAUUCAUAAUUAUCGUGAACGACUUCGAUCGGAUCAACUCAGUAGUUUUAUUCACUCAUACUUCUCAAAAAGUGCCAUCGAAAAUGCUCACUCCACGCUUAUCGACUUAUUACCUCGUCUUGAAAACACCUUCAUGCCUUCCUCAACUGCACUGGCACCACCAUCAAUACCUUCAGCUACACCUACAGAUAUGAUAGAUAAAGCAGCAGUGUCGAGUGCAAACACAGCCUUGGGUACAACCAUAUUAGAUGCAGACAUAGUAGCUUCAGCUACACCUACAGGGACUGCUACUACUCCAAAGUGUCAACUUAAAGCAACUGAAGGAGCAGCACAAGCAUCUUCAUCUGCUACGUCUUCAUCUCUGUCCUCACCGUCGUCAUCUCCAAAAAACUUGCCGUCUUCUGAAUCUAAAUCAGUAGCGGCAUCUGAAAAUAUAACACUGUGUGCUGAUAACGAUGAGGAUGCUGAUUCAAAACAUACUACGAGUGCUGGUAAUGAUAACAAUCAAGAUGUAACAAGCGCUAUUGCUAAUAACGAAAAUAACCAUAUGGACGAACACAAUAUUUUAUGCCUUUAUGACCAUAUACUAAAUUCUCGAAAAGCAUCACUACCGAUAUUUGUUGCUGAAGAGCUGAACAGUCUACCGUUAGCGUUAAUCAUGGCAGAUGAUCAUAAUGGUGAUGCCAGAUACGAACUGUUAUUGGCUGAGAUUCGUCAGUUAAAGUGUUUCAUUCAUGAUGCUUUACGACUAAACAACAACUAUUUAGCUCAUCAACGUUCUUGUUCGAAUUGUGACAUGACGUUAUCCCGACCAACUUCAUCGCGACGACAACAAACCGACGCUCAACGAACGCCACUCUCCUCAUCAUGCACAUACACUUUCUCAUCAAAUUCAGCAACACCAACUUCAUCACAUCACAAAAAAAGGCCAAAUCUGCAAAUCAGUUCCUCUUGUUCUCAGUCUGUGUAUUGUACCUAUCCUCACUGCAUUAAUGAUAGUUGUAACAGUAGUGAUCACCGCCAUCAACGACAGCUGAAUGAUAUUAAUAUGUCAUGCACAUCGUCUCCAGAAUCAGCAAAAUUUAUAACGGCAUCGAAUAGUUGUCAUCCCACUAUUACCACCGACCCUUGUGAUUUUUCGUCGCCGAUGACUUCGGAUACUUCUUCGUGUUCAACCGGUAGCAGCAAUACCGCCGCUUCACCGUCUUCAUGUUCGUUGACCUCUGCAGAUACUUCCCGACGACUAGCCACGGUUGUUAGUAUCGCACCAGUUGCGUCAACUUCUGAAGCAGUAACCACAGCAAGUAAUGCUUCAGCAGCACAGCUUCAUUCAUCAUCUGCGCUGUCACCACUAUUAUGUUGUUGCUCAUCAUCUUCUGUAUAUUCUUCAACCCCAACAUCCAAUUCGUCUACCAUGUGCGACACGUCCAGUCAUCGUAAUUCUACUCUGUCAACAACAUCCUCCUCUUUUUCGUCCUACUGCACAUCACCUAGUCAUAAUCAUUACCACCAACACCAUCAUCAUCCUCAUGAUCAUCAUUUUGAACAUGCUCAUCGUACACCUGCUGGUGGUCUUCGUGACGUUUUGCUUUCAAAUGUACCACGUGCUCUUCAUCAAACAAACAGCACUGAGGAUAAUAAUGUAAUUAAUGGAUUGAUAACGAAUAAUCGAGCAACAACAGUUAACACUCAUUGCAACAAUAAACAUCAUCUUCAUCUCAGCUGCACUGAUAACAAUAAUGCUACUAAUAAUGAUAGUAUUGGUAUUAGUAACGGUGGUGAUGAUUCAGAUCAUGAGCAUAACAGCAGCAGUAGCAGUAGCGGCUCUUCGACCGCAAAUGAAACUGUGACAGAUCAGCAAACGGAAGUCAAUAAUGCAACAACAGCAACAAAUUUCUUAUCGUCGUCUUCAUCAUUUAGUGAUAAUACUACUAAUAAUAGUAAUGAUAAUAACAAUAAUAAUUGCACAGACAGUAGCAGUAAUGAUGAUGGUGUAAAAAAUCAUUUGUGUUUACAACAAAAGAAACGAUGUUUGAUUGGAGGAUUAAGUGGUGCAGUGAAUGGUGGUAGUCGUUUAGAUGCAACUGUACGUAAACUGCGCAGAUUAGCCGAUAAACAUCAAACUCAAAUUGCUAGUGCUCCUAUAAAAACAACUUGUGAUGAUAGAUUAUCAUCGCAGAAUUAUGCGGUCACUAAUAAUGUCAGUGAUAAUGAUAAUCGAUCUUCACCAACAACCUUAUCAGCGCCACCUUCAGUAGCAGCAGCAUCCUCAUCAACAGCCGCAGCAACAACAACCAAAUUACCGUCCUCCUCUUCAUCAUCAUCUCUAGCCAAAGUGAGUCAUCGCACUGCUAGUCCAACUUUCAUUAACAAUCACAAUCGCAGUGGUACUAACAGUCAGGCAUCCAUUACCAGUAAUAGCAAUGUAUGGCCAGCACAAAUCGUUGAUCCAAUAGCGUACAUAAAUAUGUUGCGUACAAUGACUAUGUCUGCGAUGUCGUCUGUAGUCGUUAAUAAUAAUAAUCAUCCACAAACCUCUAUAUUUCCUCAGACCCAAGCUCAAGCAGCUCAGGCUGCUGCAAUCACGUCUGCCGCAGCUGCAGCAAAAAGUAUUUUACUGGCCACAGACCACCAUCAUAAUUCUUCAGUAGUAUGGAUGAGUAUGUAA
Anisakis simplex (herring worm) is the source of this 2715-nucleotide messenger RNA. The record is from the annotation of a GenBank genome assembly. NCBI's taxonomy places the organism in Eukaryota, Metazoa, Nematoda, Chromadorea, Rhabditida, Anisakidae.